Messenger RNA from Pneumocystis murina B123, 913 nucleotides. RefSeq lists its product as hypothetical. The record is from RefSeq and is a predicted model, not a curated record. The transcript has 7 exons. Lineage: Eukaryota; Fungi; Ascomycota; Pneumocystomycetes; Pneumocystales; Pneumocystaceae. Bases 29 to 913 code for a protein of 294 amino acids.
UUUUAUUAAAUUUAUCUAAAUUCUUAAUAUGUCUAGCUUGGAAAAGCUCUUAGAUUUUACUACAAGUUUUCAUACGGAAAGAUCUGAAUCUGAUCUUAAUACUUUUCGUUCGAAUUUGGAUCCAGAAUUAAUAGACCAUAUUCUUGGAAAAGAUGAUGCUGUUUUAAUGAAAGAGGCAAUGAGUAUUAUCUCUAAUCCUAAUCAAUCUCUUGAAAAUAGGAAAAUUGCGUUUGAAAAUUUCGAAAUGCUAGUAGAAAACAUUUAUAAUGCGAAAAAUCUUGCAAAUAUGAAUAUGUGGGAACCGUUAAUUCAACAACUUUCUUCUUCAGAGUCUAUUAUUAGAAUGCAUGCAGCAUCAGUAUGCGGUACUGCUGUUCAAAAUAAUUUUGAUAGUCAACAGCAUUUUUUGAAUAAUAGAGGUUUAGAAAAAGUUUUGGUUUUAUUUAAUUCAGAUGAUGAUCCACAUGUUCGUUUGAAGUCGUUUUAUGCAAUAGCAAGUGAAGUUCGGAAUAAUUUGUUUGCUCUAGAAGAGUUUUGUAAAUUUGAUGGCUGGUCUAUUUUAGUAAAAUAUCUUAAUGAUAAUAAUUAUACAAUAUUACAAAGGAAAAUUCUAUUUUUCAUAUGGACAUUAUUAUUGCAAGAUACAGGUGUUGAUUUAGUAAUAGAGCAUAUUAAGCUUAAUCAGUUACAAAAGAUUUUGGUUGAAAUCAUACAAAGGAAAGAAAUACAAAAUAAUGCACUUGAAGAGGCUUUAGGCUCUAUUUCUCUGCUUUAUAAGAAAUCUUUAGUUUUCGAUACAAACGAAUUGAUAAUUAUAAAAAAUAUUAUUAAAAUUAUAAAAGAGAAAAGGGAUUUUGAAGCUAUAAGUGAAGAUAGUAUAAAUGAAAUUAGUGUACAGUUUGGUGUUAUAUAA